GGGAAGACAAUGGUCUAUUUUCUGCCCCUGAUACUUUGGCCACAUACCUAUAUACUCAUUAUUACGCUACUGAAGGUGUUGGGUAACGAGCAGGUCGAAAAACUGGCGUCAGUAGGCAUUCGAAGGGUGCUAUCGAGCUGUAUUCGUUUCACCAGAGCUCUUUGCGAGUACGAAGCUGAGUUUAAUUUAGGCCCGUCCGGGCUGGAGAUACCAGUUGAUCGCGGUGGUUGUGGAUGA
Messenger RNA from Lobosporangium transversale, 237 nucleotides. RefSeq lists its product as hypothetical. NCBI's taxonomy places the organism in Eukaryota, Fungi, Mortierellomycota, Mortierellomycetes, Mortierellales, Mortierellaceae. The annotation marks the transcript as partial. The transcript has a single exon. The record is from RefSeq and is a predicted model, not a curated record.